Messenger RNA from Schistosoma turkestanicum, 2182 nucleotides. NCBI's taxonomy places the organism in Eukaryota, Metazoa, Platyhelminthes, Trematoda, Strigeidida, Schistosomatidae. The record is from the annotation of a GenBank genome assembly.
UUGGUCAAUCGAAAUAAUAUCAAAGUAUGAAAUAUUUCCAAUGUGGUUAAAUAUCAAGCAAUAAGUGAAUUUUAUUUCUCUGAGUAAAACAGAAUCGUUUAUUCAAAUUCACAAUAAAAAAAACGAAAGGAUAAUGAUUUAAAUUGUCAGUAAUAACAAAUACAUUAUCUAUUUAUUGUAAAAUUCAAGAAGUCACUUCAAACAGAACAACUAGCAGUAAACAAAUUAGUUUGUUCUUUUGUUCCUUGAUGGAAUAGUAUCCACUAAUUUUGUGAAAGCCAACCAAACAACAAUUACCAACAAUGAAUCUUCCAGCUCUUGUUGUAUUAAUCAAAAAUAUCUGUAUUCCAUUCUACUUGAUAAUCUUAAUAUUUGGUUUAUUUGGUAAUGGAUUGACUGUUGUUAUUUUACAAUCAAAACGUUUACAGCAAUCCAGUACAUUGAUUUAUUUAAGUGUAUUGGCUAUUGUUGAUAUAUUUUAUUUACUUACUGGACUAUUAGUGACAAUCAUUAAUUAUACCUUUUUAUUUCCAAGUGAUAUUAGACAUUAUUCAUUGAUCUCAUGUAUUUUAACACCAUAUUUAAGUUAUACACUGGCUUAUUUAAGUGUAUGGUUAUUAGUUUCAGUCACUAUUGAUAGAGCAAUUUGGGUUGUACAACCAUUCAAUGCAAAACGUGUAUGUACAACACGUAAUGCAUGGUUAACUAUAUUCAGUAUAAUAAUUAUUCUAUUUGCAUUUGAUUCACAUUUCUUUUGGACAAUGAAUUAUAAUAUUGAUUCCAUAAAUUCUACCGUCAAUAUUACUUAUUACAAAUGUACACCGAGUUAUUUUACGCAAACUAUAUUUCCAUAUAUUGAUCUAUUACUGGUCUGUGUAAUUCCAUGUUUAUUUAUGCUGAUAGCGAAUGGAUUAAUUGGAAUACAAUUGAAACGAAUGAGUGAUUUUAAUAAAAAACGACAAAAGAAUCGUUUAUUUUUAAAUCAACCAUCAACACAUCAACCAGAACCACAAGGAACAAUAAAAUCUCCACCCACUUUAAUACCAGGUAAAGUAAAUGACUGUCGUACACAAGAUGAACAGUCAACAAAUGUCAACAAUGUGCAAUAUGCUAAAAAGCGAUGUAAAUCAAGUGCAUUAAAACAUUGUGCUAAGAAUUCGAUUAAAGGUCGUUCAAAUUUGAAUAAACCUUCAUCAUUGACAGCAAUGUUACUAGCGAUUAAUAUGUUUUUCAUAAUAAGUGUUUGUCCACUUCUUGUUUAUGAUGUAAUAUACUUUGCGUUCAAUUUAAAUACUUGGAUUGAAAAAGAUGAAGUAAUCAGGGGUGUACUAGUUUUUGGUAUUGAACGAUUUGUUUAUGUUUUAUGGUAUACCAAUUUUGCAGUACACUUCUUAUUAUAUUGUUUAAGUGGUCCACAGUUUAGAGCACAAGUGAAACACCGGUUUCAAUCAUGUUUUCAUUUUGUGAACUCACCUUGUUUAGUUAAUCAUAAACCGACAGUGAAACUACCAGAAACAACGAAAACGCAUGAAUUUCAGGAUUCUGCUGUACAAAAAUCAAUACCACGACAUAAUCUCAGCAUAAAUUAUUCACCAUCACUUAAACAAUCUUAUGGUCAUACAAUACAACCAUGUCAAAAUCAUCAUUAUCCACAACAAAGUCGUCAUUAUUCUUUUAUACAAAUUAGCGAAGAAAAUCAUCAAACAUCUAGAUACAGUCCUAUACAACCUGAUUGCAUUUAACAAAUGUAUGCUUAAUAUAUUUUGAAACUUCACUAUGAUAUCACUACUUCUGUCUGAAUUACUAUUAUCUAAAAUAUUUUGUUGAAUAAAAAAAAAUGUUAACCAUCUGCUUUGAUAAGAUUCAUUCAAUGAUUCAAUAUGAAUUGUUAGUUAUUUAAUCAGUCAAUGGAUUUUAUUCAGGCAGUUAUGUCUAUCAAUAAACUGAAGGAAAAAAAACAGCAAAGAAGUAACAACAGAAGAAGAGUAGAGAAUUACAACUUUAUUAUGGAUCAUUAUAGCAAACAAAUCUCUAUAGUAGAUUUAUGAAUAUAUUUACAGUUGGAAUACAUAUGUUAUAAAUCGAAUGAACCUUUCCUUUCAUAAAUUACAUAAAACCAUCGAUUUUUUUCUUCGAAAUGCUUUCAAGAAUUUCUAAUCCUGUACAUAAUCGUAUAUUUCAC